UUGUGUCAUUUUCUACUGUUAUAUUAUUGCUAUGAAAUAUGAAUUGAAGAAUCAACAAAACAAAAAUUAAACAAUUCUUUGGCGGUUUACUUAAAAUUACAAUUUCAAUAAUAUGACCCGAGCUCGUCCAUCUGAAUCAUCGCCACGAUUUCUAUCAUACGAAAUGUUUACCGGAGCAAUACAAACCAGUGUCCCAUAUUCUUCACCUAUUUACAACACUCAGCCAAGCCCAGAGCCAAAAUUAAAUAAAGAACAAAAAAACACUUUGAAAAUAAAGCGACCUUCAUAUUCUGAAAUGAUUGAUGAAGCUAUUUUUGAGAAGCACCAAAGAGGCAAAGGUGCCUCUUUGGUAGCGAUUAAAAAAUACCUUCAAGAAACUUACAGCGUUGAUGUGAAGAAUAUACAAAAUCGUAAACGAAUUUGCGCAUACAUCAGAGAAUCUAUUGGUAAUGGCGGGCAUUUGAAAAAAAUUACAGGUCAUGGGGCCCAAGGUUCAGUUGCUUUGACAGACAAUGCCCGUAAGAAAUUUCGGAUUAGGAAGGAAAAAUUAUUGGGGAACAACACUGAACCUGAUGAUAAGAAAAAAGUUGCAGCGGGCAAAACUAAAAGGCAAUUAACAGACACUCCAGUGACCCGCAUGAGAGUGAAAUAGGAAAAGUUCUCAUAAUCAAGGACGCAUCUUCAUGUUUUAGAACUAAAUUAUCUUAAAACAUCGAAUUUGAUGCAAACAUUUUGGAAGGAGUUUCAACUGAAGCUGGGCUUCAUUGAAUGUCUCAUUAAUUUAUUUAUACUACAUGCCUUUUUCUUUUCUUCCUUUCUCUUUUGAAAACGAAAAAUAUAUCGAUGGUGUCCCCAAAAAAAAAAAGGCCAAGGAUUUACCCUUUUAACACAAUGCCAUCGAUAUGUAUUAUUAUGUAAUAAAGUAAUCGUUAAAAAAAAUGUUUCACUUAAUUUGUUUUAAUAAUUAACUUUAAAUGUACAUAAAUGUAAGUAGUAAAUGCCACAAUGAAAUUUUCUUUUGUUUAUUUUGCUUUUUCUUGUUUUAUUUUUUGUAUAUAAUGUAUAAUAUAUUUAGGUGAAAAUAAAUGAAACAAUUUUGAAGAUCAAGUUUUAUA
Episyrphus balteatus (marmalade hoverfly) is the source of this 1115-nucleotide messenger RNA. RefSeq names its product histone H1A, sperm-like. The transcript is spliced from 3 exons. Gene Ontology annotation, biological process: nucleosome assembly. Gene Ontology annotation, molecular function: DNA binding. Lineage: Eukaryota; Metazoa; Arthropoda; Insecta; Diptera; Syrphidae. The record is from RefSeq and is a predicted model, not a curated record. The coding region runs from base 113 to 652 and encodes 179 amino acids. Gene Ontology annotation, cellular component: nucleosome.